This is a messenger RNA of Porites lobata, 11292 nucleotides long. The record is from the annotation of a GenBank genome assembly. Lineage: Eukaryota; Metazoa; Cnidaria; Anthozoa; Scleractinia; Poritidae.
CAAUCGUGGAUGUAAUGGCGACGGAGUCAAACGCGAAUGAAAUCGCCGAUUUUGAUAUAGAUCAAGUUAUAGAUUGGGACCAGCACGAUAUUCCUACAAAGGUCUGUUGGGUGAACUGUUAAGUAACUUUUCCACAAGAAAAGCGAACGAUUUCCCUGACAAUAAAUCGGUUAAGAGUCGACCAAAGUUGAACACCCUCGCUUAUACCGAGGGAAGCGUUAUUUCAAGUCACUGUCCACGGAAUCCCGUGAAGUUGCCUCAGACAUAACAUCAUUAAAACAGGUCUUUGCAGACCUGUUUUCCAGUAACGAGACCAUUGGGGCAGCCCCGCUGCGGCUGGUGUGAUUGAAAUAGUCUCAAGCUUGCUUUAAAGCUUAAUUCAAAACUAAGAAUUAGUUAUUCGUGGAGGAGUUCUACAUACCUCGAAUUACGAACGGGAAGUAUACAGGCUUUCCCGGAAAAUUUGCUUCUUUCGCCCACUAUAAAAAAAAGAUAUUUCGAGUUGAGGACAACGCCAGAAUAUUUCAUCCUUUCUCGAUCAAGAAUUUCUUGCCGAAGUAUUUACACGACGCUUUAGGGGAAGUUGAAGUCAAUGAAUAUAUCGGAAUUUGUAGGGAGUUUCGCUUAAAAUAUUCUAAGCCUGACUUACGUCGCGGAAAGACAGCUGACUAAGCUUAACUCUCAUAUUGUAAUACAACAUAACGUUGACAGGUCUGAUAUCUUCGAGUAGGUAUUGUACGGCCAGGAAUUACCUGAAUUAUAAAUUAUUUUUAUACAUUCUCAUACUUCCUUCUAAAUGCCUGAUAAAAACAGUUCCUUCAGUUUCGGUCUUACAAAUUUAACAAAGUGCAAGACUUACUAACUUUUUUUAUGCCACUUAACACGUUGCACAUUUUCGUCUUGAAUGUAAGAUAUUUUAUUUUGAACUAUUUUUUUCUUUGAAGCUGUUGUUAUGACUGUCACUUCUUAGGCUCAGCUUUUUUAACGUUUGAGUGCAAUUUUCUUCCAAUCUGCAUGUCUGCACUAUCAUGUUUUACAGGGAUUGCACUGUACUUUAGCACAAAAGUUGUACUUGAGGACAUAAUAUUUUAACAUCUCUUACUUGUGUUGGGACCACCAUUUAAUGAGGUCAUCUUAGACACUCUAAGGUGUAGUAAUUUGCAAAGCAAAGACAGCACUUUCAUUUGUGAGUUAUUUUAAAACCCUUCUUAUUGCUUUGGCCUCAGGGGGAGCAAUACUGUAAAGCGAUCAGUGAUCUGCAAAGUGGUGGUUUGUUGCUUAUUUUCUGAAUGUCCUCUUAAUUAGGAUAUAGAGUUUGACCAGCUUCAGGGUUUAGAAGUGCAAGUGAGCAAUGUUGGAUCAUCAACAUCACAAGCAUCAUCAACUAACUCUCUAAACAAUAGUGGCAGAGAUGGUCUGGUUAUUGGGAGCCAACUACUGGCUCCUCAUAGGGAGACUGGGGCAGCUAUUGUCAGCUUGCCACAGGUAUGUCUCCGUACACAUUUUACUGAGUAACAUACAAACUUCUCACUGCUUCAUAAUAAUUAAUGUUAUUACAUUUGUAGAAAUGUAAAUUGAUACAGUCGACUCUCUCUUAACGGACACCUGUAAAACGGACACCUAGAGUUGGUCCCUGCCUUUGCUUAUUCCCUUUAUUUGACUCUCUAUAAGAUGGACACCUCUCUAAGACGGACACUUAAAGCCGGUCCCAAAGGUGUCUGUCUUGGAAAGAGUUGACUGUAUUACUGUUUUCAACCUGUACCUUUUUAUUCAGAGUCCUAGAUUAGAUUACAUAAUACAUAAACAAUGGGAAUUAAAGUGUAUUACAGUAAAUGUAAUUAAAAUAUACAAAAACUACAAGAUAAUAAGAAAGAUACAUGAACAUUAUUUGAUAAACCAUUCAGUUAAAAAUGAAUGAAAAACAACAAUAAAAAAAACCCUCGGUACUUUGCCUAAGUAUUAGUGAAUUUAGGCUAAAUUACUAAAUAAGGACACAGUUUUAAUGUCUUGUGCUGGACAAAGGUGUUGCAUUUCUACAUGGCCAUCCAAGCGCUGCAAACAUGUAGCCAUUUGUUGAGCAAAGGCAGUACCUUUAUUUCUUACUGCUGCAAAGGCAACUGUUUCUACAGGUCACACUACAGGUCAAGGAAAGUUUAUUUUAAUUUUUUUUUAUCAAAGUUUUCUACUCUUCACAAUAAAGCCCUGGAGAACCAGGCUGCUGUUAUUAAGUACCCAAUGUUAAAAUGUAUGAACUCUUUCAAAUGUCUUGACAACUACUGAAGUUGCUUGACCUUGGAAGAAUAUUUUUCCACUAAAUGAAUUUUUUUACCCUUUUUGCAAGGUGCCACAGUCAUCCGCCAUAAAUCCUGUGUUCCCAGGAGACCCCAACUCUCUAAUACGAGAUAUACGACAAGAGUAUCUUCAGAAUCUUGCUGCACGAUCUAGAACACCACCAACCCCAACUUUUCCAUCUGAAAACUUUGAUUUGCCCCCUAUCACUCCACCUGGAUCAAUGCAGGGUCAUUCAACAUUUCCCGUGGGACAACAGCGAGUGAGGAUGCCAAUAAUGUCAAACCUUAAUAGACCUACAACUGUACAUUCUCAGCUGUCACCAUUUGUACCACCCAACUUACCCCCUGUAAUGAGUCAGCAACUAUCAUCUGAAGUGAGUAGUCCAAUGGUGGAAGGGCCCAAUAUCGACGAACUAAUUGAUGAAAUUGUUGAGCGUGAUAUGCCACAAGGUGUCAGUGAACCCAUUGUAUUUGCAACUCAUGUUUCACAGCAGCCCAGUCCUUCUACAACUCAUUCACUUUUUCCACCAAAUGCUUUACAGAAGGGGCUUACGGCAACUUCAGUUCAAGCAGCAAGCCCAGGGCAGUUAGCUGCUGCGCCAAGUAAUGUUACCUGUAAAUCACAGUUACCUAUGACAGGUGUAACUGGGGGAAGUCCAUUGAAUUCUGCUGGAAGUCCAGGAAGUCCUUUGGCAUCAUCAAGAAGUCCAAGUCCCAAAGUAAAACAAGCAAACCAUGCAGGGAAGGUAUCUGCUCCAAUACGAACUGCAAAUCAAGGUAUGAGACAUGCCCAAUCCAUAAUUCAGCCUGGAUCUCCACUGCAGACUACUGCUCCACAGUCAGUAGUAAAAAGUACAAGGUCGUUCGUAUCAACAAAUUCUCAGCUUCUGAGUACUACCUCACAAAUGUUACAAAUGGCAGUCCCAUCUGCUGUGGCAGUAUCUUCUAAGGCCCAAGGUGGAUCUUGUCAGCCCCGUACUGCUAGCAGCUUGAAAAUAAGUAUGGAAUCAGCAAAUCCUCAUGGUCAAACAGUUACUUUGUCCGCACCUGUGACUCAGUCAAGUUCUCAGAUCCAAACACACAUCAUUACUGCUGCUGCUUCUAAUAAGAUGCCUUCACAGAAUGUUGCACAAGGUCCUAAUAUUAGUGCAACUAGGCUUCAGUCCAGUAACAAACCUAUUCAGGCCAUUCCUUUGUCCAACCCAGAAUUGCUGGGACAGCUUGUAAAGGCCAUGGGGCAGCCAAAGGCAAAACAGCAGGGAACAACACCUAACAUUCAUACUGGACAACCACUCAUCUGCUAUGUUGUUCCUCAAAGCCCAGCAUCCGGAGUUCAAAGUUCACAGGCCAAAUCAUCAUCUCAGCCAGUUAAGAUGAUUCUGGUGAAUCCUAAUUCUCCCUUAAAAUCCUCAGUUUCAUUAAAACCCCAACUGCCUAAAACUGUCAUUACCAACCCUUCCAGUGCCAGCUUGAAUUGUAAAGCUUCGGUGGUAUCUAGUUCAUCUCAGCUAGCCCAGACAACAUACAAAACUGCAUUGGAAACAGCUGUAUUAGGUCCAGCCUUUAAGGAACUACCCUUUUUGGCUGAAACAGGAAAUAUGACAUUAACAGAGGUUAAAAGUGGCAGUAUUAUAGAUGGAAACAAUUCCACACGUUCUGUACAACUGAAUACAACUGUAGAUAAUAAUCAAGUACCAACUUCUGUGCCGGGACAACAACAACCAUUUGAAGGAAUCUUUGCCACUAAUUCAAAUACUAAACAGAUUUCAACUGCUUUGGGAUCCACACAGUCUAAUAGUGUACCUUUAUUACAAACUCCUUUGUCAUCUGGUAGCAAUGUUGUUCAAAUAACUUUUGUCAAUGAAGCAACAGCAAUCAGUCAAGUAGUAGCUGCUUCUCCUGCAGCUACAGUAACGGCAUCAUCAUCUGGUGGUAGCCUGCAGGGCAUGGUUACAGCUUCACAGUCAUUAACAGUAGCACCUGGAUUACAAUCCUCAUCACACACUCCACUGGUAAGACCUUCAUUAGAGCCAGCUUCAACCCAUCAACAAGACAGUGAUGAUGAUGACGAUGACGACGAUAGUACUCCUUUAUCCCAAGUGGCUGAAAACCUAAAGAAAGUGGGUGGUGAUGAGGUGAAGAAAAAGAAGAAGAAAAAGAAAGACAAAGAGAAAGGAAGUAAACGAAAGAGAAAAGGGAAAGAAAAGGACACUCAAGGCGGAAACAAGUUAGUGCAAUAAAUAUCAUAGUUUUAGAGACUUUGUCUGAAUUUUGGUAAUGUCUCGAGCUAUGGGUGAUUAACUUGUAUCAUUCUAGUACCUGUGCCUAGCCUUGAACAUUAUUUUUUAGUUCUCUUAACGGUGUUUUGCAGGUCUGUUACUAUAUUGCUACAUUGGAUUGAUUUUGUUUUCCUAAAUUUUAGUUGUUGUGUUUUCUUUAUUUGAUUUUAUUUUAGGCCUUUAACUGCUUAUGAGUUGUUCUUCAAGGAAACCCAGGCGGCUGUAAGAACAAAAAACCCUCAGGUAAGAAGGAAUCAGAAACAAUGCUAUAAGCUGUGCAGUUACAACCUGCAUUAAUAUUUUGGUAUGUUCACAAGACUGAUUUGAACAUUUCAAGCUCAUUUAAAUCUGCUUAUACUAAUUUAGAAAGUCUUAUACUAGUUUUCUGUUAAAUAAUAUACCUGGCAACAUGAGGGAAUAAAAAUCUGUAGAUUAUGAAAAAUGUGGCCUAAAAACCUGAGAUGAGUAAUAUGAUUUAACUGAACAUAUGAUCUUCCCUGUGGUAAUUGCAGUUGAAGCAAUAUUAUUGCAAGUUAACGCGGGAGGGGGGGGCUGGGGGCAAACUUGCAAUUGCUUAAAUUGAAAUUACCACUGCGACGAUCAUAGCUUCAUUUAAAUUUGUAUUUCCGCAGUUCGCAUCAUCUUCAUUCAAAUUAAAGUAAUGUGAUGUUUCUUGUCUUUGACUUGCUUACAGCUUAUUAUUACUUCGGCAGAGCGCAAAGUAAAGGAUUCGCGACGCUCAGGAAUGUAUCAAAGUUGAUAUUUUUGGGACAAGAUUGGGCAUGCAAAGUCUGUAGGUUUUCGGUUUUAUUCGGCUAUUUGAGGAAGUGAGAGCCCAAUUAGUUCGAGAUAUCUCGAGAUCACUUCAUUUUUUUUUCUUUUCUUUAACUUAUUCGAGGAAGAAAGAAUUAUUAUUUUGGCUCCCCGGGGUUUGAACCGACUCACCUGUGUGACCUGUCAGAUCAGAGGAGACUCUAAGUUGAGGGAUUAGCCGAUUACGUUACUGCGACCCAAGGUAGUUCGGGAUUUGAAAAAUAGCUAUGAAAUUAUGCACUAGUUUUGGGACAAGAUUGGCCGCACAAGUGCGUGACUUUUCGGCUUUUUUUGGCUAUUUCAUAAAAUGAGACGAGACUAAUUCAUGAUAUCUUGAGAUCACUUUGAGUUUAGUCUUUAAUUUACUCGAGGAAUAAAAUAGAGGAUAUGACAUGGCACUAAAUUUCUCUUCGAGUGUUGAAAAACAUUUUGUGAGUGAGCGCUCCUUUGGAACUGUUUUAUGAUGAAUUUAAAGAUACAAAUUGCUGCACAAAGACAUUUUGUCUUUGUUGAGUGUUACAUCAUAAAUUGCUUUCAUGCAUUGCGAGACUUUCUCGAACGUUCUCUACGUGUUUGGAUUAUUCAUGAAUAAUUAAUUAGAGCAUGUUUACAUUUGAGCAUGACUCAGCAGAUUUGCAUCAGUUACUGAAAUCAUAAAAUAUGUCGAAAAGCUACUACUAUUCGCCUGUUUAGUCUUUUCUAGAACCUUAUGUCAAACGGUGUACAAGUUCCAAGCGAGUUCUUUUGACUAACUAAGUUUUUUCCCACAAGCUGGAGUUGUGUGUUUAGUCAAGUGUGACGAAGGUUGAUUUUCAAGUUCUGUGUUUACAAGUUGGCGGAGGCCGUAAGAUAUCCGUAGUUCAAGAAAGACAAUGUUUUUAUUGUUUAACCAGUCUUUUUUAGCACGAUUCUUUUCCGUUUUUCUGUGGUUUCUCAGCCAUUUUUACCCUUUUGGCAUCCAAGCAUGAGCCUGCCAUAAUUUUGGGUGCAUUAAUGCACUGAUGUAAUAGGUACCAAUAGGCCCUAGCAACCACUGCCUGUUAAAAAGUCCACUCUUUCCACUGACUGUGAUCUCAAAAUGCAGGAAAUGGCAUCUUAGAGGCACAGAUCUUAAAAUUUUUGUUUUUGGCACUCAUGGGCACGGCUAUGGUGCUCUACAAGCAGGCCUCCCUUUUUUCAGUUGACAUUGUUGGAAUCUCUGUACCAUGCACGCGAGCACAACAGUUUCGAAGUCAAUUCUUUCGCUCCAAGUUUAGCUUUUCUUUCGUAACACAAUUGGGUUAAGACUUUUAAGAAGAUGACCUCUUUUUAUCAUUAAUACAGGUUCAAAUCUUAUGUGAACAUUAUGAGCGAACCAAGCGAGCAAGAAAAAAAAGUGUGUGACAUUGAAUGACUUUGUGGAAGUCUAAAUUGAGUCCAGCCGCUGAUAAAAAUUAACCUGGUUAAACUCUUUUAACCAGGUUACAUUCUAAGUAUAUUUUUACCAGGUUAUUCAAAAACUAACCCAGUUAACUUGCCAAGUGCCGCCACAGCCAUAAUCUGCACUUCAUGUUGUUCUUUGUUGUCGCACUUUUCAUUUCCAUAGGCACAGUUUGAGGACAUCAAGAAAAUUGUGGAUCAGAUGUGGGAUACUUUAAAUGAAAAUCACAAAAAGGUGGGACCUCCUUUACUGGUAUGUGGAAUUUGUCAACAAAAUAAUAGGAAACCAAGCAGGCUUUUUUCUCAAGUUUUAAUUGCAUAAAAGAGGUCAACCCUAUCCUUUACAACAAUGGUGUACUUGCAUGGAUUAAGAUUUUUUGCCAUGCAUUAACUAGAUUGUUAGUUUAUUUUGUAGUUCAAAGUAAUAAGAAGCAUUUUGUCUUUGAUCUUGACUCAUCAUGCAGAUGUUGAAGCUGAUUGGCUUGUGGAGUUGAUUAUUAGAAGCAUUGUGGCUAUAAUGUCUGGUGAAUUUUGGUUCUCACUUAUGUCUAGACAAAGUGGGGAUCAAUAAUAGUCUUGCUUGCAAGCAUUUCUCUUCUUUUUUUUUUUCUUGUGUACAUGCCAAAAUGGGGGCCUGGUUGUAGGCGUUCCUAGCAGAGACUGUGGAAACUGAAGAUAAGAAUCGUGACAUGUCACAACGCCAUGCUUUAAUUUAUUUUGUGAAGAAAGCUUAGGAAAGAUUAAUGUGAAAGAUGUCGAGCUUUUCUGGAACAGGUCGGGCCAUGAAUUCUAUUGCUUGAAAGUAUUUAUUACUUUAGAACAAGUGAAUAUUUCAGUGAGAAUUUUGAUGGUGAGGCUACAAACUGAUCGGGCGUUGUAAAUGAGUAUGCAAAUGAGUCUUGUGAUGAGCAUGUGGUUUAUUUUUGGUGAUGACUGAAAUGACGCACCAUGUUCUUCACGUUUUUGGUCACUGACAAUGAUGUAAUUUCUCUUGAAUUGAUUUUCGCUUAUUUAUACACUCUUUCUCAAUCAUCGUCGAAUACGAUAUAAAAAGUAAAUAUCCUGAAGAAUAAUAGACUCUAAAUAAAGUAGGAAGGGAAAAACGUUUCGCGAGGAAAUCCCAUUUCAUGUAGAAUUUAUUGCCUCCUCAUGUCUUAUUUAGCGGUGAUCUCCAAGCAAGCGAGACUGAAUGCUUUUUUAACAGCAUUCUUUUUUGAAAAAAAAAGACAACCCUGUUGGUUUGUGAAGGAUAAAUUAACAAUCUGGUUUCUUUGUUAUCAGGCUUAUCAAGAGAAGGCUCGACAACUGGAAAAUCAAUUCCAAGCUAAGAGGCUGACACAGCAGGUACAGUGCCAAACAGUCUACUAAUGAGCCAUUAAUUACUUUUAAUAAUACUGUGAAAAUCAUUAUUAUGAAGGAAAUAAUCUAGACAAGAGAAUAUCAAAUGUCUCUGUUAACCAAUCCUAGCUGAACACGUGCAAUCUUUUCAUAUACCAUCCUAGAACUAGUUGACUUACUUUAUUCGCUCUUUUUUUUUUCAUUUACUUAACAUGAUAGUGAGUCAACAUGAUAGUGAUUAACAUGAUAGUGAGCCAAUUCAGUCAAGACGAUGUCUAGCAAAACUUGGGUUUUAAGCAAUAUUAUUUGAGCCUUGCUUUAUCACUGAUUAAUUUUGAAUCUAUAUUAUCGAGACUGUCAAGAAUUCAUUAAUAUAGUAAAGGGUAUAUUAAAAUGAUAUAUUUUAGGUAAUGGUAUCUCAGAAUGAUAUGUAUUGGGCAGUAUAAUAAUUAUUGGUACAAUGGCAAAUGCUUCUUUCAGGAUGAACCAACUCUAAAACUGAAGAAAGUGGAAGUGGCAGUAGACCAUGUGACUUCCGUUCCAGGAUCAGAUACUGCAGCAGCUACACGCGGAUCAGUGGAGGUUAUUAGUGAUACGGUGGCCGUGACUAACAGUAAACCAUUAAACCGCACCCCAACACAAGUAGCUAUGGCUGGUAAACCAGUGGCAACUGUACCACCCAUGGCAGCUGCCAAAACAACAAUAAACACAAACACUCAACCAAACAUUUCAGCAAAACCUAAGGUGAGUGCUGACUGAUAAACUUAAGUGCCUUAUCAGAUGCUAUUUUAACUCUUGAAUGCAUGUUGUGUAGGAGGAGGUGUUUAUAUAAGUAUGUCACUGGUCAUUCAGUAAGGUGUAGACACUUUUGUUGUAGAUAUUAUUACUUGGCCCUGAACAUGAGUGCUGAUAUCAAAACAACAAUAAUGUUAUUAUUUUACUGUUGUUGUAGAUCGAUAAUUUGUUCCCAAAGAGUUGUGUUACGUAAAAUAAAUGUAACCUUUAUGACAACCAACAACAUGCUCAUUUUCCAACAAAAACCAUGUGCUUGCAAAACUAUUCAUCCCAUCAGUCACAUUCAUCUCUGUAGCAACUAGUUUUCAUGAACCUGGAUAACACUUUUUGAAUUUUAAUUUUCAACUUGUCAUUUAUUUUUCAUCUCCUCUUGAAAAUGAUAUUUGGAUUAUUAUGAGCACUAUUGAUAUCAUCAGUAUUUAUCUGUUCCAUUUCUUUUACUGUGAUAUUUUUUUACUUCAUAUCGUUCAGUAAUUUAGUCAAUUUAGAGGUGAAGGGCGUUGUAAUUAGUGAAUACACUGCAAGUGAAGUCAUUUAAUUUAUUUUUACUUCUUUACUGUACUUUUUUAUUGAUGUUCUCAAGCUCAUAGUACCAUAAUAAUGUAUUAAAGAAAUAGUACCAUAAUAACAUAAAUAUAAAGAAAACAUUUCUUUACAGAAGAGUAAAGUGACUGUCAACCCAAUAAGUCAGCGUAUCUGUUUGUGUGAUGGCUGUAACAAGCCAGCACGUACAACCAAAGAGCGUGGAACCCAGUACUGUAGUAAUGAAUGCAUUGUCAAACACUGCAGGUAUUUACAUCAGGUUUUUCUCUUAUGUCAGUUUGCUUUAAGACCCUUAGGGCCUUUUUGUAUAAAGUGAGCCAACGGGUUAGCAAGCUGGCUUUGUUCAUGCCUCAAUUCAUCAUAAAAUGUCCAUUGUGUUUCCAUGAGAAGGCAGACUGGCUUACUUGCUAUGAUCUUGGCUGGUCAACCCAGGAUCUUGGAAAGUUAGCCAGUGCAAAAGUUUAUUGAACAAGAGAAAUCUUUGAUAAUUCUACAAUUGCUGACACAAUUGUUUGGGACUGUUGUUUUACCAUCUUCAAAAGAUAAAAGUGAAGUUUUCCUGCCCUCCCCUUGCCAAGCAAUCUUGUACCGCUGCUCUAGCUACCUGCAAGAAACAACUAACACCCCAGAUAAAUGGAGGGAAGCGGGAAGGGUGGAGAUUGUUUUCUUGUCCAAAGUUCCCCUUUUACAGACAGUGUCUCAACAAUUUUGCUGCCAAUUGUAGUUUGAUGUAAAACUUUGUAAGGAAUUGGUAAAUCAAACGUUUUUGGAAUUUUUUGAAAUGUGUGUCAAAUUUUACAGGCUUGCUUUUUCAGUCACUUAUAUUUUAUAUAUGUAGCUAGGUGUAUGAAAUUUCAUUAACUGUUACUGCACCAAUGUUGCCCAGUUUGUCUCAUUCAAAACUAUAAUCAUUGUUGACACUACUGGGUCAACAUCGGAGAACAAAACAAUCCUUACCAUUCCCCCUCACCUCCAUUCAAAAUUGUGGUGUUAGUUUUCUACAGGUAGCUUGAACAGCGGCACAACAUGGCAUGGACGGGUUGGGAGAGGGGAAGCUUUAUUUUCUCCUUUUAAGUUUGGGUGAUAGAGAGUAAAUAGUUAAUAGAUCUUGUAUGUAAAGAGUGAUCUAGGGCUUUAUAGGUGAAAAGCAGAACUUUUAAAGAUAACACGUUCGUUAACCACCAGCCAGUGAAGUUCUCUUUCAUGAUAAGUCGUGCAGCACAGUUUGGGACUCGUUAAAGAUUUUGGAUAAGGUUCUUCCCGUAACCCAUGUAAUAGUGAAAUUAUUACAACUGUCAAGUCUACAUGUGACAAACACAUGCAUAAUUGUUUUCAAAUAUCCAGCUAGACAUGUAUUAUUUGUUUGUCUUUUGGUCUUAUUCACCCAGUUUUUCUAUUUUUUUCUAUUUUAGAAUGGCUUUUACUCUUUGGGUGACACAGAGAAAUGAAAUAUCAGAAGCCAAUGGCUGAGGCUGCCAUCAUAUUCAGAUAUCACUACUGAUCUGUAUAUCUAACAUUGUUUUCUUUUUUUUUCUUUUUUCCCUGUUGGAUAUAAACGUCAAAGAUCUCAAUUGCAUUAUUUAUUGUAAGAAAAUAAACACCUUAAGAAGCCAAAAAUUGUGUUAACAUAUACAAAUAUCAUUAAUUUUUGUGAGUUUUGGAGAUUUAUGAUAUUGUAGCCGUAUGUCUCAUUCUUUAGUAGCCAUAUUUUCCUCUUAAGUUAAUAAAGUCUUCUUAAGUUCUCUGGAUUUACUAGAAUUUGCUAACUUCUUCAAAACUCCCCUUCCCUCCGCCCCCCCCCCCCCCUUUAGUUC